Acanthopagrus latus (yellowfin seabream) is the source of this 3900-nucleotide messenger RNA. RefSeq names its product zinc finger protein 513-like. The coding region runs from base 352 to 1947 and encodes 531 amino acids. The transcript has 7 exons. Gene Ontology annotation, molecular function: RNA polymerase II cis-regulatory region sequence-specific DNA binding; DNA-binding transcription factor activity. The record is from RefSeq and is a predicted model, not a curated record. Lineage: Eukaryota; Metazoa; Chordata; Actinopteri; Spariformes; Sparidae. Gene Ontology annotation, biological process: regulation of transcription by RNA polymerase II.
AAUCCCCACAACCCUCUGCGCCUGUCAGUGACGUCACCCGGAGCCCGGACCCGGCGAGCCUGAGCCAGCAGCGGUGUGUGUGCGCUCAGCAACAAAAGACUCGUUCUCACACACUCAGCGACGUUGUGUCGACGGCUUUAUACCUGUGGAUGUGUCGCAGCUGCUCGUGAUGACACUGCCGCCGCUGCUGUCCGUUGGAGGAAGAGGAAGAGGAAGGAGGUGAUGAUGAUGACAUGCAGUUAGCUGGCUGCCUGGCUGGCUGACGGACGCUCGGUCGGACGGACUUGAGCCCACUGUGUGUGCGGUGUCGCCCCGCAAACAGAGCAGGAUCCGCGGGGACGAGGGGCGAAGAUGCCGCGGAGGAAACAAUCCAACCCUCAGCCGGUGAAAUUGGAGUCGGAGGACGGGGCGGUGGUGUGUGAGCCCGGCUGCCUCGUUCUGGAGAGCGACUUCCUGCUGAGCGGAGAGCUGGAGUUUGGAGACUCUGAGAUCAUGGGACUGGAGAGAGAGGCCGGUAUGACGGUCUUCUCUCUGAGCGUGGAGGACGACCCGUCAGCACCAUCAGACUCCACCUUCCCCGCCUUCCUCUCCUGUCGAGGGUGUGGUCAGCUCCUGGGAGACACACCUCUGGGGGCGGGCUUCGACCUGGGUGUGGGCCUCGACCUGGGGGCGGAGCUUUAUUGUCAGACCUGUGAGGACGGCCUCCAGCACGAAGCCUCCUCUCAGCUGAACGGGUCGAACCCGGCCGACGGAUCCAUCGGCAGCGACUCCGACACGAAGCCUAGAAGCAAGGCGGACGGAACCGGCGACCUCCCGGCUAAACUGUACUCCUGCUCGCUGUGCGCCUUCACCUCGCGCUACUCCAACCACCUGAAGCGCCACAUGAGGACCCACGACGGCCAGAAGCCGUACCGCUGCCCCGUCUGCCCCUACGCCUCGGCCCAGCUCGUCAACCUGCAGCGCCACGCCCGCACCCACACCGGGGAGAAGCCGUACCGCUGCCACCAGUGCAGCUACGCCUGCAGCUCGCUGGGAAACCUGCGGCGACACCAGCGCAUGCACACGCAGGAGAGACCGCAGAGGAGGGAGAAGGAGAAGCGACGAGGGCGGCGGAAAAAGAACGCUGAAGCUGAAGAAGUCAUGUCCGACCUGACCCUACGAGUGUCCCAGGACUCGGGCUACCUCCAGACGUUGGGAGGUCUCGGGUCUCCGUCCGCCCCGCUGCCCGUCCUCCUCUUCCCCCUGUGCUGCCGGCUGUGCGGCCUCACCCUGGAGGAGGCCGACCUGGAAGGGGAGAAGGCCGAGGGGGACGUGGAGGGAGACGGAGGACAGGUGUGUCGUCGCUGCUCGUUGGACCUGCUGUCCAAAGACGGACCCGGGCCUCCCUGCAGCCCGACCGCGUCUCGUGGAUCCCGGCGAGGCCAGCGUGGCAAGAAGCUGUACCGCUGCCCUCACUGCCCCUUCCUGUCCCACUACCCCAACCACCUGGCCCGCCACGCCCACACCCACUCCGAGGAGAAACCCCACCGCUGCCCGCACUGCCCCUACACCUCCUCGCACCUCGACAACCUCAAGCGCCACCUGCGCGUGCACACGGGCGAGAAGCCUUAUCAGUGCCCGUCCUGCAGCUACGCCUGCGGAAACCUCGCCAACCUUCGGCGGCACGAGCGCAUCCACUCGGGCGCCAAGCCGUUCCACUGCGGCGUGUGCAGCUACUCCUGCAACCAGAGCAUGAACCUGAAGAGGCACAUGCUGCGACACACGGGCGAGAAGCCGUACGCCUGCGCCGAGUGCGACUACACCACGGGUCACUGGGACAACUACAAACGCCACCAGAGGAAACACGGACACAACACAGACAGCUGGGACAAACACGCCCCCAUCAACGGCCUGAGCUGGGGCCGAGACCCUCAGGAGAGCCAGGACCAGGGCCAGGAGCACAGCUAGAGACUGUGUGUGUGUGUGUGCGAGAGAGAGUGUGUGUGUGUGUGUGUGUGUGUGUGUGUGUGGUAUACACUGGUGAACCUCCAGCUCAGGUUGGAGCUCGACUCAGGUGCCUUCGACAGACUGAACGACUGUAACGCUGCACUGACUUUAUCACGGGGCAUUAAUGUGUCUGUGUGUGCGUGUGGUGUGUGUGUGUCUACUUCACACACAUCACACACACACACGUGUCUUUAGUCGACAGCCUCAGAUGUGCUGAUCUCAGUCAGAAUGUGACUUUUCUAACUGCGUGCGUCAUGAAGCCGAUCAGAACCUGAUGAAUUUAAAUGUUUAUUUUUGCUCUACAGAUGAUCUAUAUUUUGUAAAUGUGGAUGGUUUCUUUUUUUUCUUUCUUUAAUCAUCAUCAUCUCACAAGCUUUACAGUCUGGGCGCUGGUUUGAUCCUGGACUCAUGUGGUUUGUCAGCGAGGCUCCUGUGCAGCUUCAGUCUCACAGCUCUGAUUGUUUCCACUGAUCAGUUUACAGGUUUGAGAGGAACCAGUCAGUGGACGAGUCUCUGUGUUCGCUGUGAUGCGUUUAAUGUCCCCGACAACAUCUGUCGUCUCACUGAGACACUUGUUAGCAUUCGCUAACUGUUUAUUAACCCACGCUAACACUGCACAGUUCACAAGUGGGGAGAAAUUUGUGUUGAAGAACAAAAUGUGAAAAUCUCUUAAGCUUGUGUAAACCUGAGGCAUUAUUCCAGACGGCAGAGAAACCUUUUAACUUCGAGGCGAGAGAACCAGAAGUGCAAAAAUGUUGAUUUAAAAAAAAUAAUAAAUCUGUGCUUAAGGACUCAUUUCUGCGGCGCUAACCCUAACCCACACCAAAAACUAAACUUUUGCUGGAGUCGGCUCCAGUUAUUCUCGUGGUGGUCUAAGAGGACGUCAGUAAAGACAAAACAGAUUUCAAAAAUCCACAUCAUGUUUGUUAUAUGUAACUUGCAAUUUAUUAUAAGUCAUGCAAGCCUUAAAUAUGUCGUCUAAAGAAACAAGACUGAGUUAUUUACAGUAGACCAUCGAUGAAGCGUCUACUUCAUCAGUUAGCUUUAAUAACGAUAACUGAUAAAAUAAGCUCUCCUGCAGAUUUAUUUAGUAGAAAGAUUUCCCUGAAAUCAGUCUAACGAUGUUCCUGUAAGUCCUGAUGGAGUUUGAUCGGUUGAGAUCUCUGCCGUCCACACGAGUCUCUCAAACAUGUUUCUAGUUGUUGUCAGUCAUCGUUGUUGGUGUGGACGACAUUUUCCUGCGAGGCUACAGAACUGUGUAGCUGCACUCCUGAUGAUUUAAAUCAACACAAUGACUGGAAAUGAAAAUGUCAGACUGAGAAAUGAGUGCUCAGUGUCAUUAAAGCGUGACAUUCUUAAAGGGGGUUUUGAAUUGGGAAUGCACAGGAGCCCCGCUCGACAGAUUUCACGUCUUCUUUUGUCGCUCUUGUUAACAGAAUGUUUUAAAUCCGUAUCCUGAAAUUCAAAGACGUUUAUCCCAGACAAGGAGAUUUUUAUGUUCCAGCUUGUUUCUCUUGUUUAAGGCCGGAUGUUGUGAAAGUCUGCCUUUACCUCUCAGAUGUCAGCCAAUCAGGGAAGAAACAGAAAGAACUGAGUUAUGGAAGAACUCUAAUUUUAUUAAAUCGUGACAUUUUCCAUCCAACACUGAGACACGUGGUGUUUCUUUCAGCUUGUUUUAGUCGAGUGAGACGUCAGAUUAAACGAGAAGCUCUGAUAGUCUUUCAGACAUUAUGAUUCUCACUUGUGUGUUUUUAAUAAGCUCUCAAAUCAAGUAGCAGUGAAUCCAGCGUUCAGUGACAGAAGAUCUAGAUGUCAGAACUGUGAAUUUCUCAGGCUGUGGUUGAACUAUGGUGGAAUAUGUGAAUGUGUGAACUGGCUUGAGGGAUUUGUCACAUUAAAGUCAGUAAAAUUCAA